CUCUCUCUUUCUCUCUUUCUCUCUUUCUCUCUCUCUCUUGUGUUGUGUGUUUGUGUUGGAAAAGCUGUGUGGAUCCAUCUGUGAGUAUUAAAUGCACACACAACUUUCAACUUUUCACUCCUAAAUUUCCCUUUCCAUUUUACUCAAAAUAACCAAAAACCCUUUUUCUCUUUUCCUCUCUCUAUCUCUCUCUCUCUUUCUCUUUUAAUUUAUAUAUAAAAAAAAUCAAUUCCUAUUCAUUUACAAAUUAUUAUUAAUGGUCUGGUUUUCCAAAGAUCCCAUUUUUGAAAACCCCUUUUUCUCAAACCCUUUCUCCAAAAUCAUAAUCCACUUAUAACUACUUCAAAAGCCCUCACCUCACCUUUUUCUCUUCAAAUAUAUAUUCAUCUUUUCAUUAUAAUGUUUAUCAAUAAUAUGGACUACUCCAACAACAACAACAACACCACCACCCCACCCCCGCCAUUGCCGGACCUUUCCCUGCACAUAAGUCCACCCUCGGGUUCCGGCAAUCAUUAUUUCAACCACCACCACCACCACCAUCAACCUCAAAUCUUUAGCAACCAUUUCAAAAGAGGCCCAAAAAUGGGAUUUGGAUCAAUUAAAAGAAGCAUUAGAGCUCCAAGAAUGAGAUGGACUACUACUCUCCAUGCCCAUUUUGUCCACGCCGUUCAGCUCCUUGGUGGCCAUGAAAGGGCAACACCAAAAUCAGUAUUGGAGCUGAUGAAUGUGAAGGAUCUAACCCUAGCUCAUGUAAAGAGCCAUUUACAGAUGUAUAGAACAGUGAAAAGCACUGACAAAGCCACUGACUCAGCCAUGAAGAACCAAAGGCAAGAUAUUGAUGGAAGUGGUGUUUCAAAUUGUGAGAUUUCUAAUAAUCCAUCACUUACAAUGUGGAAAAGCCCUAAUCAAAAAAUGAAGUUGUUCUGUUCAUCAAUGGAGACAAAUCAAGAGAUGACGAGCAGAUGGAAUCAAUUUUGCAACAACACUAUUGGAAACAACCAGCAGCAGCAAGAGAAGGACAGACACAAUGGAAAUGCAAAUAUGAAAAUCUCGAGUGGUGUGAAGAAUCACAAUAAUAAUAAUAAUAAUCUCAAUUUAGAUUUCACUUUGGGAUGCCCUAAUUCUCUAACAAUCCAUUCUAACCCUCACUCUUCAUCUACUGAACUUCCUCUUCUCAAAUGCUAAUUGGGGGUUUUGAUCAUAUAUUUUAGUUAAUUAUUAACCUAAUUAAUUAUUAAUGUGGGUUUUGUGUUAUUAAUUGCUGCUUCAUAUAAUGUUUGUUAAUCGAUCAAUGUAGCCUUUGUGUAAUAUUCUCAUUUCCCCAAUCAUCUUCAAUUCCAUGGUUAUAUAUAAACGUUAUAUGAUGAAGAGAUCAAUCCAUUAAUAGAACCGUUGGAUUUUGAUUAA
Molecule: messenger RNA, 1407 nt
Organism: Cucumis sativus (cucumber)
Lineage: Eukaryota; Viridiplantae; Streptophyta; Magnoliopsida; Cucurbitales; Cucurbitaceae
Product: probable transcription factor KAN4
Exons: 6
Coding region: 400-1185 (261 amino acids)
Biological process (GO): regulation of DNA-templated transcription; abaxial cell fate specification
Cellular component (GO): nucleus
Molecular function (GO): transcription cis-regulatory region binding
Source: RefSeq, a predicted model, not a curated record